Molecule: messenger RNA, 1885 nt
Organism: Epinephelus lanceolatus (giant grouper)
Lineage: Eukaryota; Metazoa; Chordata; Actinopteri; Perciformes; Serranidae
Source: RefSeq, a predicted model, not a curated record
AUGGAAAAUGGCAGCAAGCGGCCUCUGCUUGCCCCACCGCCAAAGGCCGAAAGGAAUUGUAAGUCUGCCUCUGAAAAGGCGGAAACGAAGAGGAAAUGCGACAAAUUGAGAGCUCAAAGCACAGUAAACAUCGGGUCAUCCUUUGACCGAUGGAGAAAGCUCCGGCAAGAUCUGGGCCUGAAAAGACCAGCGGCCAUCAAAGUGUUGGUGUCAGAAGGGAGUGAUGUUACAUUACCCUGUUCCCUCAGCACCAAGGAGAACAUCGAGCAGAAACUCUUUGACUGGAGGAAACAUGAUGGUAUGACGGGGGUGUUCAUGUAUGAUAAAGGCCUCCAUCACAACAACGGUGGUUCAGGUCAAGAUGAGCAGUUCAAAGGUCGAGUCUUUCAUUUCCAAGAUGAGCUGAAACAUGGCAACGCCUCCAUCAUCAUCAGAAAUACAAAGAUGGCUGACAGUGGAGACUACACCUGCUUUUUUCCACUUCUUCAGACACCUCAAAUAUUCCACAUUGAUCUUGCUGUUGUUUCAUCUCCAAAGCCAUCUGUCACAGUCCUCAAUGCCACAGAUGAUGGAGUGCAGCUGCAGUGUGAGGUUCAUGGUGCUUCUCCAAAACCUAAAGUAGAGUGGAAGGACAGUGAUGGAAACAUCCUUCCUGCUGAAGAACCACAGGUCACAGACAGAGGAGGCAGCUAUGACAUCAUCCUCCAAACUUCUGUGACCAAGACCGACCUCUAUCACUGUGUGGUCACACAGGAGGAAAUCAACCAUCAGAUUCAUGCUGAGAUAUUUGUGUAUAUCAUUGUCAACAGCAGGAGCAAUAUUCUUUUUCUAUGGCUUCAAGUAGUAAUGUUGGCCAUUUGUGGAGUUGUUGCAGUUUGUUUUUUUCGGUGGUCUCGCAGGUAUAGAGGUUCAAAGGGUUCAAAUGGUUCAGCUGACAAGCAGCUCUGAAGAGGUAUUGUAUACCACUUUGCAAAACACAGUUACAAAGUGCUCUAUGAGACAAAUAAGAUAGUAUACACUAUCAAGAUAAAAAAGUUGAACAAAACCUCAGACCAGAUACAUCAGAGUGUGUAUGAAUAAAUAAAUAAUGAAAUAGAUAAAGAAGGAUAGAAACUAGACAAACAACAGAUUUACUGUAAAAAGCCUUCUUGUAAAGUGUGUUUUGAGGAGUGUUUUUAACGAAGACACUGAGUUUGCUAACCUAAGUUCCUCAGGUUAGGAGAUCCCCAGCUGUGGGGCUUUAACAGAAAAUGCCCCGUUUCCUUUUGGAACAACACGAGCUGUGGGAACAGUUAGGAAGGUCCUACCUGAGGAGCGCAGGCAGCGCCUAGGCUCAUAGGGCGUAAGUAAAUCUAUACUGUAUGUUGGAGCGAGGCCAUGUAGGGCUUUAAAAGGAAUUAGUAAGAGUUCAAAAUGAUUCUGUACUUAACAGGUAGCCUGUGUAGCGUUGCAAGGAGGGGAGUUAUGUAGAGUUUUGUCUCUUUGAAUCAGUCAAAAGUCUGGCAGCUGAGUUUUGAACAAGUGAGUUGGAGACAGGAAAUGGCCUUUUGGCUGAGCCCUGAGCACAGGGAAUUACAGUGGUCCAGAUGUGAUGAGAUAAAAGCAUGAAUGACUUUUUCAAGGUCUGUAAAUAAAACUCUUUAAAACUCUCUUUAAAAAUAACAAUUUAAUUUUCACAGAAAUGACUGAAAUGCUGAGAUACAGGCCUGCUGUGAAUUUAAAAAGAAAAAAAAUCUUACACCUGUUGAAAUCAAGAAGGCCUCUUAACCCCAAGGCCAUAAUUCUAUCUUAUUGCUAUGGGCUACUUCAUUUGCACUUUUCUAAGUUUUAAGGUUUGUCUCAGUAUUAUAUUAGUAUUAAACAAUGUUUUUGUGUUUAAAGAAAA